Messenger RNA from Papilio xuthus (Asian swallowtail), 1519 nucleotides. Its product is annotated as DDB1- and CUL4-associated factor 13. Bases 141 to 1484 code for a protein of 447 amino acids. Gene Ontology annotation, cellular component: small-subunit processome; nucleolus. Gene Ontology annotation, molecular function: protein binding. Lineage: Eukaryota; Metazoa; Arthropoda; Insecta; Lepidoptera; Papilionidae. The transcript is spliced from 5 exons. The record is from RefSeq and is a predicted model, not a curated record. Gene Ontology annotation, biological process: maturation of SSU-rRNA from tricistronic rRNA transcript (SSU-rRNA, 5.8S rRNA, LSU-rRNA).
GUGUGUUAUCUGAUCUGUCAACUACGUGUUUUAUGUUUACGAAUUGUAAGGUCUAAAUAUAUUUAACUUUAUUCACAAAAAAAAUAUAUACGUCAAAGAUAUUGUUAUAAACAUUUAAUAUUGUUUUGCACGUCUUUACGAUGUCAAAUGUAAAAAUAAAGGUUAUAAGUAGAAACCCUGAAGAUUAUUUACGGUCUACUAAAAGGGAUAUUCACAAACUUCCAAGAAAUUAUGAUCCAAGUUUACAUCCCUUAGAAGCACCCCGCGAAUAUGUAAGAGCAUUGAAUGCUGUUAAGCUUGAAAAAGUAUUUGCUAAGCCUUUUAUUGGAUGUCUUGAUGGACAUAGAGAUGGAGUUUCAUGUAUGGCAAAACAUCCUAAUAAGCUUGCAUUACUAGCUAGUGGUGCAUUUGAUGGCGAAAUAAGACUUUGGGAUUUAGCUCAAAGAAAAUGUUCCCGAAAUUUCGUGGCACAUGAAGGAUGGGUUCGUUCUAUAUGCUUCACACCAAGUGGGGAAACAUUUACUAGUGUUGGUGAUGACAAAACAAUAAAAACAUGGAAAUCACAAACCCAAUCACCUGAGGAUGAGGAACCUGUCAACACUUUACUCAGUAUGUCUGUGGUAUCAGGUAUUACACACCACAGGAAUAAACCAAUUUUUGCUACAUGCGGUGAACAUUGCCAACUGUGGGAAAAUACAAGGAAUGAACCCAUUAAAGUCUUUAAAUGGGGAGUAGAUAGCCUUCAUCAUGUUGCAUUUAAUCAGGUUGAAUAUAACUUAUUAGCAUCAUGUGCAAGUGACAGAAGUAUAAUACUUUAUGACUGCAGAGAAUCUGGGCCAUUGAGAAAAGUUGUAAUGGAACUCAGGUCAAAUGCUCUGUCAUGGAAUCCAAUGGAGGCUUUUAUAUUUACUGUAGCUAAUGAAGAUUAUAACUUAUACACAUUUGAUGUGAGGAAACUUAAUCAACCUAUCAACAUUCACAUGGAUCAUACAUCAGCUGUCAUAGAUGUGGACUACUCACCAACUGGACGAGAGUUUGUAGCAGGCAGUUACGACAAGACUGUAAGGAUAUUUGAAAGUUUAAAGGGACACUCAAGAGAUGUCUAUCACACAAAGAGAAUGCAAAGGCUCACUUGCGUCAAAUGGUCUUUGGACAAUAAAUACAUAUUGACAGGGUCUGAUGAGAUGAAUAUCAGAAUGUGGAAGGCAAGAGCAUCUGAAAAACUUGGUGUUCUUAAACCUCGUGAAAGAACAGCACUUAAUUAUGCAGAUGCAUUAAAAGAAAAGUUUGCUAACCAUCCACAAAUCAAGAGGAUAGCUCGGCACAGGCAUGUGCCAAAACAUAUUAUGAAUGCGCAGAAGGAACUGAGAACAAUUCGAGAGAAGUCAAAGAAGAAAGAAGCAAACCGUCGCGCGCACAGCAAGCCUGGUGCCGUGCCAUAUGUACCAGAGAGGAAGAAACACAUUGUCAAAGAAGACCAGUAACAUGUAUAAUCUUUUUCAUUAUAAUUUUGACUUUA